Hypanus sabinus (Atlantic stingray) is the source of this 678-nucleotide messenger RNA. RefSeq names its product gastrula zinc finger protein XlCGF7.1-like. The transcript has 2 exons. The record is from RefSeq and is a predicted model, not a curated record. Gene Ontology annotation, molecular function: DNA-binding transcription factor activity, RNA polymerase II-specific; RNA polymerase II cis-regulatory region sequence-specific DNA binding. The coding region runs from base 1 to 678 and encodes 225 amino acids. NCBI's taxonomy places the organism in Eukaryota, Metazoa, Chordata, Chondrichthyes, Myliobatiformes, Dasyatidae. Gene Ontology annotation, biological process: regulation of transcription by RNA polymerase II.
AUGAUAAAUCCAAGGAAGGCGACGGGCCCAGAUGGUGUCCUGGGAUGGGUUCUCCGGGCCUGUGCAAGCAAGCUAACUGGAGUGUUAGCUGACAUCUUCAACUGCUCCCUGCUUCAGUCCCUGCUCCCCUCGUGUUUUAGGAAGGCAACUAUAAUCCCAGUGCUGAAGAAGAGAGAGAGGCCAUUUACCUGUUCCCUGUGUGGGAAGAAGUUCACAGAGGCGUCCAAGCUCCACGCACACCAGCGAGUUCACACAGAGGAGAGACCAUUCCAGUGUGCUGAGUGCGAUAAGAAGUACAAAAGUAAAAACGACCUCCUCACACAUCAACGCACUCACACUGGUGAGAGGCCCUUCCCCUGCUCUGUAUGUGGGAAGAGAUUUUCUUGGUCAUCUAACUUGCUGCGACAUCAACUUGUUCAUGCUGAUGACAGACCUUUUAAAUGCUCUGUCUGCGAGAAGGGCUUUAAAACUGCAAAGGAUUGUCUGACACACCAACUUGUUCACACUGACAAGAGACCAUUUAAGUGCACUCUGUGUGAGAAGAGCUUUAAAAGCACACAGGAUCUGUUGACACACCAACGCACUCACACUGGAGAGAAGCCAUUCACCUGCUCUGUGUGUGGCAAGAGAUUUACCCGGUCAUCUGACCAGCUUAAACAUGAACGAGUUCACUUGUGA